Helianthus annuus (common sunflower) is the source of this 1363-nucleotide messenger RNA. RefSeq names its product translocation protein SEC62. The record is from RefSeq and is a predicted model, not a curated record. Gene Ontology annotation, cellular component: endoplasmic reticulum membrane; endoplasmic reticulum. The coding region runs from base 143 to 1213 and encodes 356 amino acids. NCBI's taxonomy places the organism in Eukaryota, Viridiplantae, Streptophyta, Magnoliopsida, Asterales, Asteraceae. Gene Ontology annotation, biological process: post-translational protein targeting to membrane, translocation. The transcript has 5 exons.
CAUAUAAUUCAUGUGUUGCACCGUGUAAAACACCUUGCAGAAAGUAGUCUCUCGCUCUACCACACCGGCGAAACCAAAACCCAAUCCGUACCAAGAGAAACCUGAAAACCCUAGGUCACGGAAAACCGUCGCAAAAUCGCAAAUGAAGAAAGCCGGAGCCGAGAAGAAGCGGGCCCGGCGAUCCUCCGCCGCCGUAAAAACUGCUGCCGGUCGAGAUCCGGCCACCGAUACUCCGCCUAGGAAACAAGGGAACAAGAAAGACGUAUUCCAAUUAUUUGCUGAGAAAGUGAGAGAUCAUAAAGACUUGGUCUCCAGGUGGGCCGUGUUACAGGAAACCCGUGUUGAGUACUUUAGGGGAAAGGAUUUUGUUUCGUUUUUGAAAAAUCAUCCAGAGCUCAAAGACAUCUUAGAAUCAGAUAGGCAUCUAGAAGUAGAUGAUAUUGUCAAUGUACUGCUGAGCAAGAACCUUCUAGUUCGUUGUGACCGCGUGGUGAAAACAGUACGUCCUGGAAAAAGAAAAUUGUCAACAUGGCCAGCUCAUUUAGAAAUAUUUCCUGAGCAGGAGUUUUCUGAUAAUGAUGCAUUUUUUGCAUGGACUUUUGUGAACAAGCGGCCACUAUGGCAAACACUUUUAUCAUUAUCUUGGCCUGUUUUGACUCUUGCAAUCUGCUUGUUCCCUGUGUAUCCUCACCAGGCGAAACUUCUCAUACUCUACUCGUGUGCUGGGGUACUUCUCCUUAUUCUUUGCCUGCUUUUGGUGAGAGCCCUGAUAUUUGGUGCAUCAUGGAUUUUACUUGGGAAACGUAUCUGGAUUUUCCCAAACAUACUUGCUGAAGAAGCAACACUCAGAGAACUUUUCCGUUUUUGGCCCCAAAAAGACGAGGAGGAGAAACCCAAGUUAACAGCAAGGUUGUUUUAUGCAAUUGUGGCUGUUUUAGCCAUACUACUUUUGAGGCAUCAUGCUCCUGAUGAGGCUGCUAGGGCCAGGUAUCAGAAGCGGGUUUCCAACAUUAUAGACGAUGUUCUUGAGUGGGACCCACGGUUGGCUUUGUCGGGCAUGAUGGAUAGCAUGCAGUCAGAAGUUAACGGUACUGAAACUAACAACAAUGUUACUGAUGGCGGAGGCAGUGAAAAGGCAGCGUCCCCUGACUAUGUGGAACAUGAGCAUGAUGAAAGUACAGAAGACAAAGAUCUGUACGAUGAAAAAAUAUAGGAAAAUGUAAACAGAUUAAAAGGUAUUAAAAAGGGAAUAUUAUUAUGUAUUUGCUUUUAUAUUGUUUUGAGUGUUAGAAUCUGUGAUUGAACUUUGAAAAUAAAUCUAAGUGGCUAGAGAAAGAUAGCACCACUUGGUCUUGCAGUUGAA